Molecule: messenger RNA, 324 nt
Organism: Helobdella robusta
Lineage: Eukaryota; Metazoa; Annelida; Clitellata; Rhynchobdellida; Glossiphoniidae
Exons: 2
Coding region: 1-324 (107 amino acids)
Source: RefSeq, a predicted model, not a curated record
AUGCUCAAGUUGGUUGCAUUCUGUGCCAUGCUGGUUGCUCUGCAGCUGGUCAGUGGUGUGCGUUGGGGCAAAGAAUGUUGGUACGAAAGCCCAGGCUUCAAGUUGCCCGAUAACUCCGUGGAUCUGGUCCCUGGCGCAACCACUGUUGAGGCCUGCAAGAAACAUUGUCUCGACACAACCUGCUUCCUCUUUCACAUCGUUGAUGGCAACAAAUGUUACAUGCUGAAACCAGGUGUAUAUCUUAGAUGGGAAGAAUUUUUGCAAGACCAGCCUAACGUGGUGCAGUACCAGAACUGCCGAGAAGAAGCUCCUGUUGAUGAAUAA